AAAAUCAAAAAUGGCGUCGAAGGCUGCCGCCGCUUUACUUGAUGAACUUAUGGGACGAAAUAGAAAUCUUGCAAGUGAUGAAAAAUCCAAAGAACUGCGUUGGGAUGACGCAGAGGUUUGCAAGAGAUACCUGUGUGGGUUUUGCCCUCAUGAGCUGUUUGUAAACACAAGAGCUGAUCUUGGUCCAUGUGAUAAAAUACAUGAUGAAGCCUUAAGAAAAGAGUAUCUGACAUCGUCUCGAUUCCAACGUAUGGGAUAUGCAGAAGAGUUUCUGCGUUUCUUGCAGGGAAUAUUAAAUGAUGUCGAGAGACGCAUUCGUCGAGGCGAAGCGAGGCUGUCAUUUAAUGCGGAGAAAACCAACCCUAAUAAUGCAAUGCCAGCCAAAUAUGAAGAAAAAAUUGGCAUGCUAUCUGAGAAGGUUAAUGGAUUACUUCAACAGGCAGAACAACUGGGCUUAGAAGGCAAAGUUGAGGAGGCACAGGGAGUAAUGAAGCUCUGUGAACAGUUAAAAGAUGAGAGAGAAAGCUUGAGAAUGACGGCAGAGAUAGCGACAUCGCAGGAGAAGCAGAUGGAAGUGUGCAAGAUCUGCGGUGCCUUUCUAAUCGUCGGCGACGCACAAUCUCGCAUCGAUGACCAUCUAAUGGGCAAGCAGCACGUCGGAUACGCCAGGAUCCGCGCCACAGUGGAAGAAAUGAUCAGAAAGAGAAACGCGCCGGACGAGGAACGCGAGACGCGCAGACACCAGAGGGAUGUCGAGCGACAGCAGCAAGACGAGGAGCGGAAGAAGCAGAGAGACGAGCGAGACAAGGAGCUGGAGAAGGAGCGGGAGGAGCAGAAGAAGCAGAGAGACGAGGAGCGAUCGCGAGAGAGGAAGCGAUCUGACAGCAGGGAGCGCGAGCGAUCGAGGUCGCGCGAGCAACGGCGCCGGUCAUCGCGGGAGCGAUCCCGCCGAAGUUCAGUGUCGCGGGACCGCCGGCGCAGGUCAAGGUCGCGCGAUCGGCGGCGGAGGUCGUCAAAGUCGCACGAUCGCCGGAGGUCAAGGUCGCGCGACCGGCAGGAUCGGUCACGCCAUCGCCGCGACGGCUCGAAGUCACGCGCGCGGAAGCAUCGGUCGUCGUCGCGGGAACGGAGGUCGCGUCACAGGUCGCGCAGCCGCUCGCACUCGCGCGACAGACGACAUUCCGGACAGAGGAACGAAGACAAGCGAUCAAGAAGUCAGUCUCAGGAUAAAGAGAAACGGGAGCCAGAGAAACGCGCAGAGUCAGAGAAGAGAGAGAGCAAAGAGAGAGAUGAAGCUUUAGGCAUCAAAGAUGCAGAUAAUAGUAAUGAUCAUCAGGCGAAAGAAGACCUCCAAAACUCUGUGUCAAUGGAGACAACACCAGAGCAGGCGCACACAGACAGUGGUGCCGGUGAUUGCUCCACGAUGACAGACUCUCCACAGAUGCAGGCUCUCCUCCAAUAGGAAGGUGACAUAAUGUUUGUGGCAGUUGUUUCUCGAAAGUUGAUGACUUGGCUGACCACGUCGUUUCAAGGGGUAUUGGAUGCUAGAACUGAGAAGACAGCGUCGUUUAUUACCGGACAGUACCAAAGGAUUGCCUGUGGCUCGAAUGCUGUGGCUUCAGCAGAGAUAAACAAGGUGACCCUCCUCUUCUCCCCCUGAUGAGCGGACUGGGUAGUCACGAGUUGAUGUCUGUAAAUUUUGGACUUGUAUAAUAGAUGUUGCUGGAGCUGACGGCACGUAUCAAACGCCCAAGAGGCAACUUUAAACUUUUUACACUUACAGUGAGAGCAUAAUAUGAUUCAAAUAGACUGAUGAGCUAGGAGCCAAAGUGAAAUGUUACUUUUUUUAAGUAUGUUUGCAUUGGUGUGCAUCUAGUAAAUACAUACAUUUAGCAUUAUGGAAUGUAAAGCCCUAAUCAUGUCAAAUAGAAGGUUAUGAAACGGCACUGGGAAGAAAGUAUAAACACGUUUCUGAUGUUGCUGAGAAACCACAUCUUGGGUGGUAACGUGAUGCCAGAAGAAUGGAAAUGGAACGACGGACUUAUGUUUCUUGAUAAAUAAGUGUGCAGCCAACGUUCGAGUUUGUUUCAAGCACAGCAUCUGUGAUCACAAGAACGAGAAAAAACUGCGUUCUCGUCGGAUAUCCGUUUUGGCAGCCAGUUCUGCUGGUCUUGCGAUAUUGAAUUGGUCGAUGGAUAAAAUCUGCUUGUCAGUGCUUGCCGCGGGUCAUUAUUAAUUAUUAGUAUUAAUGAGCUGAAGUGAUAGGUGACCCAAGUCAGUAAGGAGUUCUGCACCUGAUUAUCACUAGUUUGUGUGACUGUCAUCGGGAUCAUUAAAACCGGAAAUAAACAUCCCCUAUUAGAUUUCAAACUAGAAACAGUCGUAUCGUUAUCGUAAACGGGCCGAGUUGUAAAAGUGUUUGAGAUUUCCGGUGUGAAGUUUUCUCUUCUUUUUUUUAAAUAUUUGCGUAGAUCGUCAAUGAUAGACUGACAACAGCUAUGCUUAAGAUUUUAGUCACUCACUUCAAAUAUGUGAAGGUUGAUUUGCACUGUAGUAUUUUCUAGCUAGCCGAACGGUAUUUAUUAGUUAAGUUAGACAUGAUGUUACUCAUAGCUCGUGUAUAGAAAGAAAAUUGAAGAACGUAUGAUCAGAUUGCCAUUGUGACCUUGUAACAAGCGGUGUAGUGCACAGUAGUAGUAAACAUUGUUGCGAUACAAAUCCUAAAAGUUAGUCCUAACUAAAACCCAUUUGGAUUUCCCUCCCCCCCCCCCGAGUUUUAACGUCGUGGAUGCGCGAUGCAACAAGAUAUGUAGUUGUCACACGCGAUCAACAAUCUUUGUGUUGUGUUUUCAGCAGUUAAUCUUCGUUGCAAUUUUCACACGUUGAUGCACACAAGUCGUGAACAAUUGAGAGCACUAAGCUUGAAAUCAAUCAGGAAUAUCAAGGUAUGCCUUCAGGUAAAUGCUCAAUAAGAUUUCACAUGUGCGUAAUGCAAGGAGUGUUUGCCGUUAAAUACGAAGGGUCUACUGAAGGUUGAGCAAAAUAUAGCAAGAGCAGCACUGGCUGUCCCAUGCGUGAUCAUUUGAGGAAGAUCCUGGAUUCAAUCAGGUAUGACACUAGUGCAGGUGUUGUGUAGAAUAAGUUGGAUCUACGCAGUGUGUGGUGUACUGAAUUAGGGCGUCUACGCAGAAUGCUACUUGCUUUUGACGAUGGCAUGGCAGAGAUACGUGAUGUUCAGAAGGUAUAUGCCCCCAUAUUUUCUGUUGUUUCCACGAAGUUUUACAUUAGUAUUCUUUUUUUGGUCGUUUUUAUGAGUAUGUCAUGAUCGUUCAGUUUAAUAUUGUGGCUUGGUUGUUUUGGACCGUUGGGUGCCAUGUGUUGUGUCCUUACGCUUUGUAAUUAAUUGGUUUUUGUUGAGUAAUUAUUGUCUCUCAUAUCAGAAGAAACCACCAGCCAAAAAUUGACCGUCGUUGUAUUUGGCUUUGAAUAAAAUGUGCUUUGCAAUUCAUCACUUGCACUAGUGCACGUGGGAAUUCUAGUUCUUUUUGAUUGAAAGUUACUUAAAACCAGUUCCUACAUUAUUUACAUCAGACCCUUACAAAGUUUGGAAGGUGUCUGUAUUUGAUUGUUUGCAUUAAAUCGUUUUUAAAAUACUGUUUAGUUAUAAUAACUUGAUCUUAAAGGCAACCUAUACUGUUCAGAUCUGGAUAUAUUGAAAAUAAAUGCUUCUCUCUUACUGCAAA
Messenger RNA from Priapulus caudatus, 3743 nucleotides. Its product is annotated as luc7-like protein 3. The record is from RefSeq and is a predicted model, not a curated record. The transcript has 12 exons. The coding region runs from base 11 to 1462 and encodes 483 amino acids. Gene Ontology annotation, molecular function: mRNA binding. Gene Ontology annotation, cellular component: U1 snRNP; U2-type prespliceosome. Gene Ontology annotation, biological process: mRNA splice site recognition. Lineage: Eukaryota; Metazoa; Priapulida; Priapulimorpha; Priapulimorphida; Priapulidae.